Drosophila ficusphila is the source of this 884-nucleotide messenger RNA. RefSeq lists its product as uncharacterized. NCBI's taxonomy places the organism in Eukaryota, Metazoa, Arthropoda, Insecta, Diptera, Drosophilidae. The coding region runs from base 40 to 840 and encodes 266 amino acids. The transcript is spliced from 4 exons. The record is from RefSeq and is a predicted model, not a curated record.
AGCUCCGGGCGCCCAAAAUCAUAUAAUUUUUAAGUUAGCAUGUUCGAGGUAAAUAUAAGUAUGUGGCCAUUUUUUUUCGAAGAAUCGGUUAAAGAGCGUCGACAGUACGCAAUUCGAGUUUUUUUCGAGUUCACAGUAUUUGUACUGCUGGGAUUAGUGCAUUGGAUCCUUAUGUUGACAUUACUGCAGGACUGGGUUUUGGAUGUUGUAAAAGGCCAUUCAACCGCCUUACUUCUCGCUUUUGUGGUAGGCAUUUUCCUUCUGCUGGUGUUUGCCGUUAGUAAGCCGCUGCGAAAAAAGGCUUGUAUCAAUUGGGUUAUUACCUUAAUAAUAGUGGAGUGUAUAAUAGUUUCUCUAAGUGUGCUGGUCAUUACAUCUGGAAUUCUUUAUAUGCUAGUUGGAUUUUUUAUAGUCGCUUUGGUGGUUGUGUUUGCCAUUUUGAUAGCUGCCAUAAUGCCGGUGAGUGGUUGUUUGAAAAUGAAAAUAAAUUAUCGAGAGAUAAAACUAACUCCUGGCCAACCACAGUGUGAUCUAACUGGUACCGGACUUUACCUAUAUCUCCUGGGUGGUGGUACCUACACGAUGGCUAUAUAUUCCCUGAUGCUGUACGAGAUUCUCGAGUUGACCUGGGGAUAUUAUCUGUUCGCGGUUUGCAUCGCCUGCGUUGUGGUGCUCUUCCUGAUGUAUCAUGUGCAGUGCAUAAUGGGCGGCAGAAGGGCCUCGGCCGGUCUGUUCGAUGACAAGUUCGCCGCUCUGCUCCUAUUCCACGAAUUCAUCGGCCUCUUUGUGCUAACCCUCUACUGGCGACCCCAAAUGCAGCGCCUGCAGUUGAAACAAUAAACGCGCAGUCGGUUCUAUGGCAACCCCCUGUACUUCAGACAGUC